UAAUUUUACGCGCUCUCUCCACUUGUCUGGAAUUCUGUACUGUCGACACAUUUCCCAUCCACCGUUGAGUGCAUUCUUGUGUUUUUUCACAACGCGCAGCGGGUACUAUCAGUACGAAGGAUUGCGAUUCGCAACGAAGAGAAUCCGGAAUGCAGUGCGUUUGCUUGCUUUAUUCGUGAACAUUGCUUCAUUUUAAAUUUUUAGACUGUUUUCAUGUUUCAACUUGUUGGGUGAUGCGAUGGUUAUCAGUGUGGAAGGUAUCUGGCCAGUUUAGCAUUGGUUGAUUAAUUUGCCCCAUUCUCCGAGCCUUGGAAAUCUCCAUGGCAGACAGCGUAGUUGAGGAGCCCGUGGUGAUGCGGAACAGCGACAGCGACGCGCUGACCAACGAAGAACAGUUCCUCUCCAACAUCCCCACCGCCGCGCGUCUCCCCCUCAUUUCUGGCAUCCGCCAGCGCAGCCAUCUCCCGGACGAUGUCCUGCAAAGGGAAGGCGCGACGCUGCCUGGCGUCGGUGACGCGCCGCGCAUCGCUCCGUAUGCGCCGCCACCUGCUCCCUCCAGUCCGCGGCGUCCGGAGCGAUCGGACGCGGGGAGAUUCGGCGGUCGGCGGGGCGAGGAUGUCGGCAGCCGGCCGACCGAUGUGUACCCGGAGAUCGGGGCGGAUUCCGACCGCGAGCGACUGCUGGAACGCGCAGAGACUGCCAGUGGAUUUGCGGCGGAGAAAUCGCAAAACAGCCAGGGCAGUUUAGUCACCAUAUUGAGUUUAUGGACGACGAUGAUGGGAUCGUCGCUGCUAGUGCUGCCCUGGGCCAUCCAGGAGGCCGGUUUGGCGUUGGGCGUGUGCCUGGUGUUCGUGAUGGGCGGGCUGGCCUUCUUCCCCACCACGCUCAUCUACAAGGCCGCCGACUACCUGCAGGCCACCACCGGCGUCACCAUCGUCGAGUUCCAGGACAUCUGCGCCCGACUGCUGGGCGUCAAGCUGGCUUUCGUCAGUCUGCUGGUCUCCCUCCUCAACCUGAUCGGCGCCAUGGUCGUCUACUGGAUCCUCAUGUCGGCCAUGCUCUACCAGAUCGGCUGCUAUUUCUACGAACUGCAGUAUCCCGAAACGGCCAACAUCACCGAUCCCACUGCCGAUUUGGGACCACAGGGGCGCUUUGCGCGCUACUGGAAUGAACUCCUGACCGUCCCGUUUUAUCUGGUGUUCCUGUUGUUGCCGUUGAUCUGCAUCCGCAAUCCGACCUUCUUCACCAAACUGAGCUCCUUCGGCAUCGUCUCCAUCCUGUACAUGCUGGUCUUCGUGUCGAAGAAGGUCAGCGACUGGGGCUGGAACGCCUCCAGCGGCUCGCCGGGAUUCGAAUUGUUCAACGGGCACUUCCCGGCGUUGACGGGGACGCUCUCCAUGGGCUUCUUCAUCCACAACUGCAUCCUGGGCAUGACGACGCACCACGCCAGUCCGCAGCACCGCAAACGCGACACCGGCAUCGCGUUUCUGAUGGCGGCGGUGUGUUACGCUUUCGUGGGCGGCUGUUAUUACGCCGCGUUCCCGGUGGAUAAGCACUUGAUUGCCGACAAUUUACUGAAGAAUUUCGCCAACCAGGAAAUUAUGGCGCUCGUGGCGCGAUGCCUGCUCUUCUUCCAAAUGUUCACCGUCUUCCCGCUGUUGGCCUAUCUGUUCCGGGUGCAGCUGUUUAAUGCACUGUUUGGCCAUCAAAACGUCAGUUACCAUUUUGUCAUCAUUUUGAAUGCCGUUCUCGUUGGAGCGUGCCUGGUGUUCGCCUCACUCUAUCCCCGUAUUGGAGACAUUUUACGAAUACUAGGAGCGAUUUGUGGCCUGGUGUACGUGUUCACGCUGCCGUUAUCCCUGGACCUGGCCAUUCUGCGCCUGCAGGGCGGCAUUCCGCUGUGGCGGAAGCUCCUCUACGCCAUUCUCAUCGGCCUGGGGCUGGCCAACUUCAUUGCUCAGUUCAUCGUGCCCCUCCAUCCCAACUGACAAUCUCCCGCUGUGUUCAACUCACGUUUACGAAUCUGUGCCGAUGACACAUUUUAUCCCGACUCUUUUUUUAUCUCUCAAUUUUAUUAUUCUGCAAAAGUUUGUAUUUUACAGUUUAACAGAAGAAAAUCUGGUACAAUUGCCGUUUUCUAGAAAACAUAGGAAAACCAAGGAACCAUCGUCAUUUAUUUGGGAGAAAAGUAAUAAAAAUCCCAACAAAAGGGCACUCA
This is a messenger RNA of Paramacrobiotus metropolitanus, 2218 nucleotides long. RefSeq names its product sodium-coupled neutral amino acid transporter 9 homolog. The record is from RefSeq and is a predicted model, not a curated record. Lineage: Eukaryota; Metazoa; Tardigrada; Eutardigrada; Parachela; Macrobiotidae. Bases 321 to 1988 code for a protein of 555 amino acids. Gene Ontology annotation, molecular function: amino acid transmembrane transporter activity. Gene Ontology annotation, biological process: amino acid transmembrane transport. The transcript has 10 exons.